Cryptosporidium muris RN66 is the source of this 816-nucleotide messenger RNA. RefSeq lists its product as uncharacterized. The record is from RefSeq and is a predicted model, not a curated record. Lineage: Eukaryota; Apicomplexa; Conoidasida; Eucoccidiorida; Cryptosporidiidae. Bases 1 to 816 code for a protein of 271 amino acids. The transcript has a single exon.
AUGAAUAACAAAUACUUUAUAGUUUUCGGUAUAUUGCUAAUAGUUAAAGAAGCUUACUGUUACAAAACUAAUUUAGAUGCUAAAGAUAAAUUAGUCCCAGAUAAACAUGGAAAGAAUAUAGAUUAUAAUGAAAUUGACUUAGUAGAAUUUAUUUCAAGUGCACAAGUUAUAUAUCCUGUUGAAAACAAGAUCAUUGGCCCCCCUAGUAGUGAAACAGAGUUUACUAUUUCUCUUCUAAAAGCUAAUAAAUCAGAUGAAGAAAAGGCUAAAAUGAUAAUCCUAGAUUUUAAUGUAAUUAAUGACUUAAAUAUAGCGUCAAUAACAGAUAUAAAACUCAUGAUAACCAGAUUUUCUGGAUUUAAUCCACAUGACAUUAAAAUUACUCUUCUUGACCCUAUUCAAUCUCUUACUAAAGGAGAUACAAGACUAUCGGAGGUAAAUUCCUAUAACUACAAAAUAGCUCAUCUUAAACAAAAGGAAUCAGGAUGCGCAGAUAUCAUAGAACUCAAGAAUCUUAUAUCAGAUAUUUUAAUCGUAUAUAAACAGUUCAAUAGUACAAAUUUAAGAAUAAUGAUUGAAUCUAUAGGUCCUAAUGAAUCUUUUGGGAUACUUUCAAAUAUGAAAGAUGUAGGACCUGAUAUUGUGAUUCAAACUAAACUUCCACCUCAGCCUAGAUCUAAAUGGAUCUAUACAGUUAUCUUUCUUGCUGUUCUUUUUGUUGUUGUAGGAGUUAUUGUUGCUAUCUAUAUACAAAAUAGAAAAAAGAAACAAGCUGAUCUAAGUAAUCAGCCAUUACUCUCAAAUAAUAACGUAUAA